Molecule: messenger RNA, 3304 nt
Organism: Andrographis paniculata
Lineage: Eukaryota; Viridiplantae; Streptophyta; Magnoliopsida; Lamiales; Acanthaceae
Product: alanine--tRNA ligase
Exons: 23
Coding region: 245-3109 (954 amino acids)
Biological process (GO): tRNA modification; alanyl-tRNA aminoacylation
Cellular component (GO): chloroplast; cytoplasm; mitochondrion
Molecular function (GO): alanine-tRNA ligase activity; ATP binding; amino acid binding
Source: RefSeq, a predicted model, not a curated record
UUAUCACUAACAGGCGAGCCCUAGCCCCAAUUCUCCAAUCCAAACCCUAUUCUCAUUCUUCUGUUUUCAGCCUACUUCCUCUUAUCUCCCGCCUUCAGCUUCGUCGACGUCGUCUUGGGGCAUCUUCUUCGUCAACUUGCUGGCUGCUGUACGGCCACUGCGGAGGAGUCUUGCCUUUAUCCGCCCUAAUCAUUUCUAUAGUAGCGGCUCCGUUUCGAUCGUAGAAUCAUCUUCUUCAGUAUUUAUGGGGUCUCAGUCAAUUGAUUUCGAGUGGCCUGCCCGACGGGUUAGAGAUACCUUUCUUAAUUUCUUCGAGAGCAAAGCCCAUAUUAUAUGGAAAUCGAGUCCUGUUGUCCCCCACAACGAUCCCACCCUCCUGUUUGCUAAUGCUGGUAUGAAUCAGUUCAAACCAAUCUUUUUGGGGACGGCUGAUCCGAAUACUGAAUUGAGCAAACUUAAGCGUGCUUGCAACACUCAGAAAUGUAUUCGUGCUGGUGGCAAACACAACGAUCUUGACGAUGUUGGCAAGGACACUUACCACCACACAUUCUUUGAGAUGCUUGGGAAUUGGUCAUUCGGUGAUUAUUUCAAGAAUGAGGCUAUUGAAUGGGCUUGGGAGCUUCUUACCAAGGUUUAUAGAUUGCCUGCGGAUCGAAUUUAUGCUACAUAUUUUGGUGGAGAUGCGAAACUUGGUCUUCCUGCUGACAAUGAAGCAAGGGAUCUCUGGCUUAAAUUUCUCCCUUCAUCCCGUGUCUUGCCUUUUGGCUGUAAGGACAACUUUUGGGAGAUGGGAGAUACUGGCCCCUGUGGACCCUGCACGGAAAUUCAUUUUGAUAGAAUUGGUGGUCGGGAUGCUGCGCACUUUGUGAAUAAUGAUGAUCCCACUGUGAUUGAGAUAUGGAAUCUUGUGUUUAUCCAGUUCAACAGGGAACCUGAUGGCUCAUUGAAACCUCUACCUGCUAAACAUGUUGACACUGGAAUGGGUUUUGAAAGAUUGACUUCUAUUCUUCAAGAUAAGAUGAGCAAUUAUGAUACUGAUGUAUUCUUGCCUAUCUUCGAUGCGAUACAACAAGCAACUGGAGCUCGCAAAUACAUUGGAAAAGUGGGAAAUGAUGAUGCAGACAAUGUUGACAUGGCUUACAGAGUCGUUGCUGAUCACAUUAGAACAAUCUCAAUUGCCAUCGCUGAUGGUUCUUGCCCAGGAAACGAGGGACGUGAGUAUGUGUUAAGGCGUAUCCUUCGACGUGCUGUGAGAUAUGGUACUGAAGUCCUGAAAGCAAAGCAAGGCUUCUUCAAUGAGCUGGUACAAGUUGUGGUGGAGCUCAUGGGUGAUGUUUUCCCAGAGCUGAAAAAGCACUCAAAAAAAAUCAGGGAGAUCAUUGCAGAUGAGGAGGCUAGCUUUGGAAGGACAUUGACAAAAGGAAUUGAGAAAUUCAAGAAAUCUGCUCAAGAGCUUCAAGGGAGUAUACUUAGUGGGCAGGAUGCAUUUGAUUUGUGGGACACCUAUGGCUUUCCUUUGGAUCUAACUCAGUUGAUGGCAGAAGAAAGAGGUUUAUCUGUUGAUGUUGAAGGCUUUAACGUGGCUAUGGACAAAGCAAGGGAAAGAUCAAGAAGUGCCCAGAAUAAGCAAGCUGGUGGCGUGAUUGGCAUGGAUGCUGAUGCAACAGCAGCAUUGCAUAAGAACGGCGUUUCUUCCACUAAUGAUUCUUUCAAGUUUACAUGGUUUCAGGAUCAUGCAAGCACAAUUAAAGCUAUCUACACCGGAAGUGAGUUCCAGGAAAGUGUUGCCUCUGGUGAAGAAGUUGGGAUAAUACUUGAAUCCACGAGCUUUUAUGCUGAGCAAGGUGGUCAGAUAUAUGACACUGGACUAAUCAAAGGUCCUGGUGGAGUCUUUGAAGUGAGAAAUGUCCAGAUUUUUGGUGGAUAUGUUCUUCAUAUUGGUUCUUUGACUGGGAUACCUGAUAGGUUGCAUAUUGAUGAUAAAGUUAUUUGUAAGGUUGACUAUGAUAGGCGAACAUUGAUUGCUCCAAAUCAUACCUGUACUCACAUGUUAAAUUUUGCAUUGAGGGAAGUACUGGGUAAUCAUGUUGACCAGAAAGGAUCCAUUGUUCUUCCUGAGAAAUUGAGAUAUGAUUUCUCUCAUGGAAAGCCAGUGAAGCCUGAGGAGCUGAAGAAAAUCGAGUCAAUUGUUGCUGAACAAAUUCAGGCUGAACUGGAUGUGUUCUCCAAGGAGGCGAAGCUGGCUGAUGCCAAGAGCAUCAAUGGUCUAAGAGCUGUUUUUGGGGAGGUGUAUCCUGACCCUGUUCGCGUUGUUUCAAUUGGUCGAAAAGUGGAGGAUUUACUUGCAAAUCCCAAGAACGAAGAAUGGUUAUCCAUAUCUGCUGAGCUCUGUGGGGGGACCCACAUAUCAAAUACAAGGGAAGCCAAAGCAUUUGCCCUAUUAUCAGAGGAAGGUAUUGCCAAAGGAGUCCGCAGGAUUACAGCAGUGACGCUUGAUCCUGCUUUCAAAGCCUUGGAGCUUGCUUCUUCACUAGAGGUGGAAGUGAAUGAAGCAUCCCGUGCUGAAGGCAGCCUUUUGGAGCAGAAAGUCACUUCUCUGAAUAGUCGUGUUGAGGGAGCAUCUAUCCCUUCUGCUAAGAAAGCUGAGCUGAAGGCCAAGCUCUCUGUGCUUCAGGGUCAAGUGAUAAAAGCCAAAAAGAAGAUAGCCGAAGAACAUAUGCGAAAAGCUAUUGAGGUUGCUCUUCGCAAUGCUGAGACUGCCGUAUCAAAUGGAAAGACAUACUGUGUGUCACUUGUAGAUGUUGGUGCUGAUACUUCUGCGAUUAGGGAGGCAGUUGUUAAAGUCAUGGAACAAAAGGGUGUGGCAGUUAUGGUCUUUAGCAGAGACGACAAAGUGAACAAAGCUUUUGUUUGUGCUGGGGUACCGGAGAAAGAUGCCAAGUACAAGCAAUUGAAGGUUACUGAAUGGCUGAACAAGGUUUUGGAAAAUAUUAAUGGAAAGGGUGGCGGAGGAAAAGGAGGUCUCGCCCAAGGCCAGGGAAGCGAUGUGUCCCACGUGGAAACCGCGAUUGAUGUGGCGGAAUCAUUCGCUGCGAUGAAGCUAACUUGAUUGAAGUGAAGAGGGGUUGGAAACAUUUCUUAAAUUAUUCAUGAAACAGAGGUCAGCUAGAUGUUACUAACUGGUUUCUUAUCUGUUUGAUUGUGUAAUGCUUUCAAUUUUAAUUUGGGUUGGGAUUUCUAUACGCCCUUGGGCAAAAAUGAUGGGAUCGCCUUUAUGCAAUGAAUGAAAAUUAUAAUCAUGCUC